This is a messenger RNA of Wickerhamiella sorbophila, 522 nucleotides long. Its product is annotated as 54S ribosomal protein IMG1, mitochondrial. Bases 1 to 522 code for a protein of 173 amino acids. Gene Ontology annotation, cellular component: mitochondrial large ribosomal subunit; ribosome. The record is from RefSeq and is a predicted model, not a curated record. Gene Ontology annotation, molecular function: structural constituent of ribosome. NCBI's taxonomy places the organism in Eukaryota, Fungi, Ascomycota, Dipodascomycetes, Dipodascales, Trichomonascaceae. The transcript has a single exon. Gene Ontology annotation, biological process: translation.
AUGGACCGCUUAAGACAGGCACUUUGCCAGCGACUGCCUGCGGGAAUCCGCACAUUUAUUGUACCUACCCGUAAGGUUAAUGUUGUGCCUGUGUACGAGCAGACGCCGCGUCUUGUGCCGAAGGGCAAGUCGCCGAAACAAGUGAUGACGGACAAGCUGUAUGCGAAAUAUGAUCCGGACGGAAGCAAACGGGCGCUUUUCGAUAAAACCAAGCCCACAUGCCCUCGUGCUGGAGACAUUCUGCGAGUCACAAAGAAGGACAAGUCCUCUUUCGUGGGCAUGCUGUUGGCCCUGAACCGCAACCACCUGGCCACCACUAUCCUGCUCCGCACAAAGAUCUCGGGCAUUGGCGUGGAGAACCGGGUCCACGUUUACAAUCCUGACGUUGAAAAAAUCGAGGUGCUUCGUGUUCCGGCAAUGCGUUGGCCCAAGGAGAAGUACUACUUUGUUCGCGGCACAAAGAAGUACGAUGCUGGAGAUCUGGACAGCUUCGUGCGUCGUCAGAACCGCAACAAACACUAA